Carcharodon carcharias (great white shark) is the source of this 3174-nucleotide messenger RNA. Its product is annotated as AN1-type zinc finger protein 5-like. Gene Ontology annotation, molecular function: zinc ion binding; DNA binding. The record is from RefSeq and is a predicted model, not a curated record. The coding region runs from base 826 to 1449 and encodes 207 amino acids. The transcript is spliced from 6 exons. NCBI's taxonomy places the organism in Eukaryota, Metazoa, Chordata, Chondrichthyes, Lamniformes, Lamnidae.
UUAUAUAUUGUGAACAGCUGGGGACUGGUUACUGAUCCUUGCAGUAUCCCACUAGUCACAGCCUGCCAACGUGAGAAUGACCUGUUUAUCCCUACUGUUUUCUGCCUAUUAACCAACCAUUAAUCUAUGCCAGCAUAUUACCUCCUAUCUUAUGUGCUUUAAUUUUGCUAACCAACCUACUGUGUGGGACCUUAUUAAAGACUACCAAAACUUAGGUUUUUUUGUACCGAAAAAGUGGAACUGGGUAGUCACUGCUGUCCAUCAAGAAAAACUUAAAUGUAGUAGCAUUGAUUUGUUGAAGUGAUGGAUUGAAUGAUUCCUGGUUGCAUGAGCCUCAGAAAUAUAAUUUGCCUUUUCAUGGGAGGGUAAUAUAGCAAAAUAUUGGCACCAAGCCAAAAGAAAAGAUAGUGGAGGUGCUGCUGGUGCUGGGUGGUCAACAGUGUAUUUUGAUAUUCCUGGAAAAAGUAGGUGUCUAGGGAAUGAAUUCUAGAGCUCGGGGCCUGGAUGGCAAAAUGACAAGCUGUUAGUUGAGGUAAAUGUGGGUGGGGGAAUAUGUAAAAGUUGGAGGGAUGAGUUUCUGGAGAGUUAUGGGGCUGAUGGAGUUUGGACUUGGGUAUGAACAAGGUUAUUGAAGAAUUUGAAUAAAUGAGAGUUUUUAAAUUUUGAGGUUUCUGUUCAGGAACCACUGAGUCAUGAAUGUGGGGUGAUGGGUGAAUAGGGCUUGGUGCAAAUGAGGAUAUUGAAGGGUCAUGAGGACUCGAAACGUCAACUCUUUUCUUCUCCGCCGAUGCUGCCAGACCUGCUGAGUUUUUCCAGUAUAUAAGUAUGGCUCAAGAAACCAAUCAAACUCAAGUGCCUAUGCUGUGUGCAACUGGUUGUGGGUUUUAUGGAAAUCCUAGGACCAAUGGAAUGUGUUCAGUGUGCUACAAGGAACACCUACAAAGACAGCAGAACGGUGGCCGGAUAAGUCCUAUAGGUGCAUCUAACAGUUCCAGCUCGGACUUUGCUCACGUCCAGCGAACAGAGAGCUUUAAAUCUGAAGGUGCCUCUAUCAAUGUAACUGUCAAAACAAAAUGUAUGUCUGGAUCAACCUUGCCUGUGACACAGCAGAUGACAGAAAUGAGUAUUUCCAGAGAGGAAAAAGAGACAGAAGUUGAGGUAGCAGAGCCAGUUAUAGCGCAGCCAUCUGCAUUAGCUGCACCAGCUAGUACACCAGAGUGUGAAGAGAAGUCUCCAGAGGUACCCCGACCAAAGAAGAACAGAUGUUUUCAAUGCAGGAAAAAAGUUGGUCUUACAGCAGGUUUUGACUGUCGAUGUGGGAACUUGUUUUGCGGACUUCAUCGUUACUCAGAUAAACACAAUUGCCCUUAUGAUUACAAGGCGGAAGCAGCAAUGAAGAUCAGGAAAGAGAACCCUAUUAUUGUGGCUGAGAAAAUUCAGAGGAUUUAAACAGGCAAUUGAAGAGGACAGUAACUAUCAAAGACUGCAUUUAUUUCUUUAUCCCCCUGAUCUAUUUUAGGAUCCUUCAUAGAGCAGAUGCAUGGGCUGUUUUUAAUCCUUGUCUGUUCUCCAAUUGUGCUUUAACCCUAGUUUCUUCUAAUUGUAAGGUGGCUGGACAUUACUAGAUGCAAUUGAGCACACAGUAUUAAUCACGACAAGUGAAACCAUUGACCUACAAAAUGAAUGGAAUGAGCUGGUUAAACAGUGAUUGUUCGCAGUGGUUGAUCUGCCAAGCUAGCUUGAGACAACACGUUGUAGUGCUUUUAAUUGAGUAAAAUGACCAACCAAAAACUUAUUUGAAAACCUGAAUAUGUUUCUAGUGCCUAAGCAGACUUCAGUCUUUGGACUUCUUCUCGUAUAGCCUAUAGAAUCAAAAAGAUCUAACAAAAUAAUAGAGCAUAUCUUUGAAUAAACAGGAUUUUAAGGUAGGUAGCUGAUUUUGUGAAGAUUCUGGGAGCUGCCUCCACUUAGGCAUACUUUGAUCAAGUUUUGUAGGUUAAUGACUUUCAUGCCGGGGUUAUUCAGGGAAAACUUGUGCAAAGAGGGAAGGCUUCCAAAGUAGUAGUUAACUUGAUUUGUUCAAUAUUUAAUUAGAAAGCAAUUUUCCUUGCCUCUACUGGAACACAGUCAGCCUGUAAUGUGUUCAGAAAGCAUUUAACUGUGGCAGUCUGAAUAAUGCAGAACGUUGUAGAGGCCAAUGAAUCUGAGCCUCUUUUACAUUUCAUAGAACAGUUAAGUCUGCCUUCAUUUAUCAAAGCAUAUGUACAUUAACUUUGUGUAGCUCUAUGAUAAAUGCAGGCUAUGUUUACAAAAGUUGCACAUGCUUUUUAACAGAGGUGUUAAUGAAUUAAAUCUCACAAACUGUGUCCAGGCAACUAAUUUAAUGUCCCAGUUAUACUGCAUGUUGGUGUGUCUAACUUGUGCUACAUGGUUUCCAAAUGUGCAAUAGAAUGCCAAAUUUCAGAAAUUGGUGGCCUUGUAACACAAAGGAGAACCCGGAAGAGAUGGCCUUGCAUGGCUGAUAUGACCGCAUGUGGCGCCCAGUCAUUUUUCUUGACCUUAUUGGUCUACUAAACUGACGUGUCCUGAUGUUCAAGCAGCUGAGGUGACUCAAUUACAUGUGCCACCUUGCUCUGACACAAUGGAUUAUGAGCAGGCUGUAUAUUUCUGUCUUCUGGUAGCACACCCCCAUCUUCACCAGUCCCAACUUUACUAUACCACAGUGCAUUAUAACUGGGCUAUAUAUUCUACAGUGAUAGAAGUGUAGCAUUGGCUUAUUGCAUGGACUGCACAUCCCCAGCAGUGUAAAAUGUUGAACUGUAGCAAUGACAGUAUACUUAACUGAAGCUAUUGUACUUUUUAAAUCUGUUAUUGGAAGACUUGUGAUGUAUGAAAUAGUUGCAUUUUUAAUCCAGUACAGUUUAGACAUGUAGCGUGAUCAGAAUCUUAACAAUUUUAUCUAAGCUGUGAUUUUGAUUACUGUUCAUUCUUGCAAUAACUGCAUAUUUAACAGUACACGGGAGCUUAUUUUUUGUUGACAGACUACAGUAUGCCUUUUUAAUUUUUAAUCUUGGGUAUGUAAUUUGUACAGAAGUAUUUAUAUUUAUGUAAUGCAUAUAAUCAUGCUAGUCAGCAUUUAUGCGAAAUUGGGUGUAAAUAAAUAUGUACAGAAUA